CCUUUUGCUAGAUGUGAAUCGGCGAAAUUCAAAUGUAACUAAAAACGGUACGUAUUUAUAGACGUAUGAAAAGGUUUUCAGUCCCUACACCUUCGCUAUUGCAAAUUCUACCCCUUCCCAGUGUCACAUCCUUUUUUAGUUUCUUCUUUAGUCCACAAUCUCGCUAACUAGCCAUAUGGCAGACCCUACUGUAGGUGAGGAACGCCGUGACCACAAGGACGUGGACGCCGGAGCCGCUUUCGUCCUCCAAUCAAAAGGGGAAUGGUGGCACGCGGGUUUUCAUUUAACGACGGCGAUCGUUGGACCCACGAUACUGACGCUGCCGUACGCGUUCAGAGGGUUGGGAUGGGAGCUUGGUAUCUUUUGCUUAACCACCAUGGGAAUCGUUACCUUCUACUCAUACUUGCUCAUGUCUAAAGUGCUUGCUCAAUGCGAGAACGCUGGUCGCCGCCAUAUCCGCUUCCGAGAACUUGCCGCCGAUGUUUUAGGAUCGGGAUGGAUGUUCUAUUUUGUGGUCUUUAUACAAACAGGAAUCAACUGUGGGAUUGGCAUAGGGGCAAUCUUGCUUGCGGGCCAAUGCCUUGAGAUCCUGUACUCAAGUAUCUCACCGCAUGGAUCCCUGAAACUCCACGACUUUAUAGCAAUGGUGACAGUGGUUAUGAUAGUUCUAUCUCAGCUUCCCACUUUCCACUCCCUCAGAUACAUCAACUUGUGUUCGCUCUUUCUCAGCCUCGGUUACACCGCUCUUAUGGUGGGUGCCUGCAUUCAUGCAGGUAUGUCAGCAAACGCCCCUGCAAAGGAUUAUUCCUUAGAACCUAAGAAAUCUUCAAGAGCCUUUAGUGCCUUCACUUCCAUCUCCAUAAUUGCAUCAAUAUUUGGGAAUGGCAUAUUACCCGAGAUACAAGCAACACUAGCGCCUCCUGCUUCUGGAAAGAUGUUGAAGGGUCUUUGCAUGUGCUAUGGUGUCAUAGGGUUGACUUUCUACUCUGCUGCAGUUUCUGGAUAUUGGGCUUUCGGAAACAAGUCAAGUUCAAACAUCUUUAACAGUCUGUUACCAGAUAAUGGAACUUCUUUGGCUCCAACUUGGGUCCUUGCCAUUGCAGUCAUCUUUGUGCUCCUUCAACUCUUUGCCAUUGGCCUGGUUUACUCUCAAGUGGCUUAUGAGAUAAUGGAGAAGAAAUCAGGUGAUGUGAAUCAGGGGAUGUUUUCCAAAAGGAAUCUUGUUCCUAGGAUAAUUCUUCGAUCAAUUUACACAAUAUUAUGUGGUUUUGUGGCAGCCAUGCUUCCAUUUUUUGGGGACAUAAACGGUGUGGUGGGUGCUAUUGGAUUUAUCCCUCUGGAUUUCGUGCUGCCUAUGCUUCUGUACAACAUGACAUACAAGCCUCCAAAGUCAUCAUUUACUUACUUAGUUAACACAACAAUUAUGGUGGUCUUCACUGGUGCUGGAAUAAUGGGUGCAUUCUCUUCUAUAAGGAAAUUGGUUCUUGAUGCCAGGCAAUUUAAGCUUUUUGGCAAUGAAGUUGUUGAUUAGGUGAAUUGUACAUACAAGUUUUGUUAAUUAAGAGUCCUUAUUUUAUGGACCAA
This is a messenger RNA of Arachis duranensis, 1584 nucleotides long. RefSeq names its product probable GABA transporter 2. Gene Ontology annotation, cellular component: plasma membrane. The record is from RefSeq and is a predicted model, not a curated record. The transcript is spliced from 7 exons. Bases 176 to 1531 code for a protein of 451 amino acids. NCBI's taxonomy places the organism in Eukaryota, Viridiplantae, Streptophyta, Magnoliopsida, Fabales, Fabaceae.